Messenger RNA from Pistacia vera, 1210 nucleotides. RefSeq names its product receptor-like protein 18. Bases 197 to 1132 code for a protein of 311 amino acids. Gene Ontology annotation, molecular function: protein binding. The record is from RefSeq and is a predicted model, not a curated record. The transcript has 2 exons. NCBI's taxonomy places the organism in Eukaryota, Viridiplantae, Streptophyta, Magnoliopsida, Sapindales, Anacardiaceae.
UGUAUGUGGAUUACUCAAAUAACUCUUUCACUUCAAUUCCAGCUGACAUCGGAUACCGCCGUGUUUAAUUGAAAGCAGCUAUAAGCUUGGUGUACUGAACUUGAGGAGAAAUAGUCUUCAUGGCAUUAUUUCUGGUACAUUUCCUGAAAAUUGUACACUACAAACGGUCGAUCUGAGUGAUAAUCAGCUAGAAGGAAUGGUUCCAAAAUCUCUGGCCAAUUGUGCAAAGCUGGAGAUUUUAAAUAUUGGGAACAACCAAUUCAGCGACACAUUUCCGUGCUGGUUAAACAAUGUCUUCAGUUUGCACAUCCUAGUUCUACGAUCCAACAAAUUUCACGGGGAAAUUGAUUGUCCAGAGUUGAAAGGCUCCUGGCCAAUGCUUCAAAUUUUCGACCUAGCUUCCAACAGAUUUAGUGGAAGACUACCUCAAAAAUACUUGACGACCUGGGUGGCAAUGAUGGCUGACAGUGCCCAAUCAGAGCUCAAACACCUCCAGUUUGAGAUCCUGGCACUAAGCUCAUUAUACUACCAGGAUGAAGUGACAGUUACCAGCAAAGGUCUACAGAUGGAGCUAGUGAAGAUCCUAACUGUAUUUACCUCCAUUGACUUGUCAUGCAAUAAUUUUCAAGGGCCAAUACCAGCAGAGAUAGGGCUAUUAAAAUCACUCCAUAUUCUCAACUUGUCUUACAAUGCUUUCACAGGCCCACUCCCAUCAUCUGUAGAAAACAUGAGACAACUAGAGUCCUUGGACCUCUCAGUGAACAACCUGACCGGGGUAAUCCCUGCACAGCUUGCAAGCCUAAAUUUCCUGUCGUUCUUGAAUGUGUCGUAUAAUCACUUCGUUGGAAAGAUCCCGACAGGGACUCAACUCCAAUCAUUUUUAUCAACUUCUUUUGAAGGCAAUAAAGGAUUAUGUGGGCCACCUUUGACAACUGAUUGCACAAACUCCAGCAUGUUACCACCUCCACCACCAGCUUCACCAAACAGUGAAAUUGAUUGGCUGUUUAUAAUGAUGGCAAUUGGUUUCGCGGUAGGCUUUGGAGCCGUUGUUGCACCCCUGAUGUUUUCCAAGAAGGUAAACAAAUGGUAUGACGAUUGCAUCAGCAAGUAUAUGGUGAAAUUUGUCAGGUAAAAUGAAGCAUAUUAGUUUAUAAUUUGGAGUUCUGUUUCAUGUAUAAGUCCUUUAUUUCAUGUUUAUUGUUUAAUUAAG